AUUGUAAAAUAAUGUAUACUCCGUAUUAUAUAUAAAGUACACUUUCCUACGCUCCUAUUACUUUCGUCUGUCUAAUCAUAUUAGAUACUGACUUUUCUGCUUCAUCAAAUUAUGUAUUAUUUCUGAAUUUUAGGUAGGAAAAAAAAAGAUGGUACUCCUCUUUCAAUGUAGGAUAAUCUGCUAUUAGUUCCUUUUCAGUUUUUUUUAUCAGCUUGUGGGAUUGAGAUUUGUUAACGUAAGUAUGAAUUUUCGGUCUUAAUUACGCGUAUUAUAAAAACUGUGGAGGGCCAGCAGGCAUAGUGUUUGUUAGGUAACUUUCGUUAUAUUGUAAUAGAAAGAAUGAAGGCAUUUGAUGUUGAUUAUGAAUCUGCAACGGAGGCGACAGAGGUUAUCAGAAGUGAUCAGUCUGCUGUUCUUUUUCCUCAAACUAGCCUUGGGUUUAUGGAGUCCCUAACCAUGCCUGAUGUUCAGGAGGUUGUUAUAUCAGCAGACGUGAGAUGCUCAGACUGUCAGAAGAGGAUUCUCGACAUGAUCUCUCGUUUUGAUGAAACAGAAUCUGUGGUGGUGAAUUUGUCAGAAAAGAAAGUGGCUAUCACUUGUAAGUACAUCAAAGGCUCAAAGAAACAAAUUAUUGCCCGUCAAAAGAUUACCUUUGGCAAGGUUGCUUUGAUUAAGCGAAUAUUUGGAUCUUCAAGGACUUAAAUUUUCUUGUCUGAAUCAUCCAUGAAGCGCCGUCAUACAGUAGUAAUGUAAGUAGACAGAUUGGAGUAGAGCAGGGUACCUGUAUAGUGAAAACUCUUCCUUUUCUUAUCUUUCAAAACUUAUUUGUAUAAGCAUCUCUCAUUUUCUUCUUUUUGGGUGUACUGUGUGAAGGUUUGUUACUUCAGUGUUAAAAAAUUGAUCAAUUUCAGAUGUCAAUUCUUUGUUUCAA
Chenopodium quinoa (quinoa) is the source of this 931-nucleotide messenger RNA. RefSeq lists its product as uncharacterized. Gene Ontology annotation, molecular function: metal ion binding. Lineage: Eukaryota; Viridiplantae; Streptophyta; Magnoliopsida; Caryophyllales; Amaranthaceae. The record is from RefSeq and is a predicted model, not a curated record. The coding region runs from base 340 to 702 and encodes 120 amino acids. The transcript has 3 exons.